Ambispora gerdemannii is the source of this 1197-nucleotide messenger RNA. The record is from the annotation of a GenBank genome assembly. NCBI's taxonomy places the organism in Eukaryota, Fungi, Glomeromycota, Glomeromycetes, Archaeosporales, Ambisporaceae.
AUGAGCAAUCUAGUACCAGACAUUCUCUGCCAAAUCUUUGAAAACAUAAUCGGCAUAUAUUCAUUCACUUUCGGUCCUCCAAAAUACAAAUUUUUGUAUCCGUGUAUUUUUGUGAACAGAAUCUGGUGUCGGACAGCCAUCCCAAUCCUCUAUCGAGAACCGUUUAUUCGUAGAAAUGAAAACGGUUAUAAACUAGUUUCGACAUUCUUGGCAUUUAUAAACGAUGAGAAACGAGCAUUACUUUAUGAGAAUGAUCAACACGAUAUUGUAUUUUGCGGGUCCAUGCAAUUCCAAAGACCAUUAUUUGAUUAUUCGAGUUAUAUGUGUAAUUUACAUUAUGACGCAAUGCUGAAAAAUAUCGAUGAAUGGUGUCAAGAACGAAUCUUAAAAGCAACUCUUCCUUCUGAAAAACAACGAAAAAUAAUAAGUUCGCCCAAAAAUAUUUUCUCGCAUAUUUUUCAAAAACAGUCGAAAUCUAAAUCAGAAUCAAUAGAAAAUAUGGAUAUCGAGAAAAGUUUUCAUGAACUGCAAUGUGCAAUCGUGGACGCAUUGUUAACGUUGUUUAUGGAGAAUUUGGUCAGAUUAUCGAAACUUCGUGUUUGUUUCAGACUAAAUAAUCGAGAGAAUUACGAGAAAAAUAUGUUGUUGGUGCAAAAUAUAAAGUAUUAUCCGUUACUGUCUAUGGUUAGAGAAAUUUAUUUAACUGUCGAGUUACAUGUUCAUAACGAGUUUUUGACCAGUUUAGCAAAGUGCUGUCAAUCUUUGGAACUUAUUUUAAUAGAAUUUGGAAUAUAUAUUGCGACAAAUCGCCAACUAAAUCACUGGAACAACAUAACAGACAAAACAGGCGAGAGCAUCUCUAUACUGAUCCAAGCACAGAAAAAACUCUGUUCAAUAACCACAAUUGGAAUGACGAAUCCAUGCAGCAACCAAUUGAUAUCGUCGCUCGCCUCGCAGUCGUCUUCACUGAAACGUGCUGAAUUUCUAUGGACGGAUUUCUCAGGAUCUACUCCGUGGUAUGGUCUUGCUUCAUGCGCAAAACUGAAUACACUGACAAUUACACAUUGUCAGAGUAUUGACGAUGAGAUGGCUCAGCCGUUGUUUGAUGCGAAAUUUGAGUGUUUGAAUGAUGUUACAAUUACUAGUAAUUCGUGUGUGAAGUUGGGUGAAUGGGCUCAGAAAUUCAAUAAGAGUUGA